Messenger RNA from Tripterygium wilfordii, 1544 nucleotides. RefSeq names its product heterogeneous nuclear ribonucleoprotein 1. The transcript is spliced from 6 exons. Gene Ontology annotation, biological process: regulation of gene expression. Lineage: Eukaryota; Viridiplantae; Streptophyta; Magnoliopsida; Celastrales; Celastraceae. Bases 110 to 1258 code for a protein of 382 amino acids. The record is from RefSeq and is a predicted model, not a curated record. Gene Ontology annotation, cellular component: nucleoplasm. Gene Ontology annotation, molecular function: RNA binding.
AACGAUAAACUUCUUUCUAGGGCUUAUUCUAGUUCUCUCCAUCUUCUAUUCUUCCUCCUCAUCCUGUAUUCGUUUUUUCUCUACUGCCGUAUUAGCAGUCUUGUAAAGCAUGGACGGGCAAGAUAACGGAGCUAUUCGCGAUGUAGAACCUAUCGAUGUCAGAUCUGCUGACAACGUAGAAGAUGACAGGUCUCAACCUCACACUGGUGACGGCGCCAGUCCAGGAAAAAUUUUUAUUGGAGGUUUAGCAAGAGAAACAACUUCAGCUCAAUUUGUCAAGUAUUUUGGAAAGUAUGGUGAAAUUACGGAUUCUGUGAUAAUGAAGGACCGGAAAACAGGGCACCCUCGUGGAUUUGGGUUUGUAACUUAUGCAGAUCCUUCUGUUGUUGAUACAAUCAUUCAGGAGACACAUAUUAUAAAUGGAAAACAGGUGGAAAUUAAGCGAACUAUACCCAAGGGAGCUGCUGGCUCUAGGGAUUUCAGAACUAGGAAAAUUUUUGUGGGCGGAAUUCCAACAACUGUGGGUGAAGAUGAAUUCAGGGACUUCUUUGCUCAGUUUGGGGAGGUAAUUGAACACCAAAUCAUGCGGGACCAUGCCACAAAUCGUUCUCGUGGUUUUGGAUUUAUUACAUUUGAAACAGAUCAAGCUGUUGAGGAAAUCUUGGAGAAGGGCAACAGACUAGAGUUGGAUGGAGCACAGGUGGAGAUCAAGAAGGCGGAGCCCAAGAAGCCCAACCAACCACCUCCCUCAUCCAAGCGUUAUAAUGAUUCUAGGGCUUCUUUUGACAGUGGUUUUGGGGAUGCUUAUGGUGGCUUUGGGGGUGGCAGUGGCUUCGGUGGUGGGUAUAGAUCUGGCGGGGCUUAUGGAGGUAGAAUGGGUGCUUAUGGGGGAUAUGGCGGAGGAGAAUUAGGUGGAUAUGGAGGAUAUGGUGGCACUGGCAUUGGGGCUUAUAGGGGAGACCCAUCCCUUGGAUACUCAGGUCGUUAUGGAGGAGGCUUGAGCAGAGGCUAUGAUCUUGGAGGUGGUUAUGGGGGCCCAGGUGAGUAUGGAGGAUAUGGUGCUGCUGGUGCUGGCAGUGGCACUGGCUAUGGGGGUGGGUAUGGGAGUGGCUAUGAUAGUGGCCUUGGUGGCGGGUAUGGAAGCAGCAGCCUUGGUGGCGGGUAUGGAAGUGGCAGUGGUGGGUCAUUCUACGGAAGUAGAGGGGGAUAUGGUGGCGCAGGAAGUGGUACGGGGCGAUACCACCCUUAUGGCAGGUAGAAGGUUGUUGCUGGGAAUACAAUAUUUUCAUGAAUUGUAGCAGGGGAGUUGAGAUUGUUCAGUUUGUAUCAUCCGACCUUUUUAUUUUCCGGUAGUCUAAUGGAGCUCAUUUUUCUCAUGUUGCAUUUUGGAAAUUUAUGAGUCAAUGCCAAAAUGGUUCUCCUUUUAAUUUUAACUUGCAAGGUCUCAAAAGUCCCUGUUGUAUGUAUUUUUUAAGAAUUCCUCAUUGAUGUUGAUGAACUAAAAAUUUUGCAGGAGGCUAUAUGUUUUUACUCGUCUGAUUGAA